Molecule: messenger RNA, 411 nt
Organism: Oldenlandia corymbosa var. corymbosa
Lineage: Eukaryota; Viridiplantae; Streptophyta; Magnoliopsida; Gentianales; Rubiaceae
Source: the annotation of a GenBank genome assembly
AUGGGAUUGAGUUCUUCCUCUUCUUCCCCGGGGAAUUCAAUGCAGAAUACCAUUGUUUAUUCCUGGAAGUUCAGCUUAAGAAGCAUCCCAAAAUGGCUACAUUCUGAGCCAUUAGAUGCCUUGAGAAGUUCCCCAAAAUGGCUACAUUCUCAGCUGGCGGAUCCUCAGGAGUUCUCCGGUGAGAAAGGCAAGGAUAGAAAGAUAUUGGACAACAUCAAAUGGGGUUUGAUGAGGUUUGUUUUUGUGCUCAUUUUUGCAGCAUUUGGUGUGGUCCUUUUAAGGUUGGUGCUUGCUAAUGGUGGUAACCAAGUGAACGUAGUCCCAGCAAAGGGCUCCACCAAUCCAGGAGAUUUUGGGUACCAAAAGGUCAAUAUGGUUGUGGAUAGUGUAUUAGAUGAUAUUAAGCAUUAG